Messenger RNA from Athene cunicularia (burrowing owl), 10113 nucleotides. It is a transcript of the gene SFMBT2, whose product is annotated as Scm like with four mbt domains 2. Gene Ontology annotation, biological process: regulation of DNA-templated transcription. Gene Ontology annotation, cellular component: nucleus. Gene Ontology annotation, molecular function: histone binding; transcription corepressor activity. Bases 66 to 2747 code for a protein of 893 amino acids. Lineage: Eukaryota; Metazoa; Chordata; Aves; Strigiformes; Strigidae. The transcript is spliced from 20 exons. The record is from RefSeq and is a predicted model, not a curated record.
UUUUGUCCUCUAGGUACUCCCUGCUGCAGGAUGAAUUAGGAAGGCAAGGCCUCUUCCUCUGAACCAUGGAGACAAGGGCAUCUUUCAUCACCACCAUGCAAGAGACCCAGCAUCUCUCCCCAGAGAAGGGUCAGAGCCUGGCCAACGGCAGCAUGGAGCAGUUUGAUUCAGAUGAAGGCUCCAGCAUUGAGGAUGCAGACUUCAACUGGGAUGAGUUCCUGGAGGAAACCGGAGCCAGUGCUGCUCCCCACACUUCCUUCAAACACGUGGAAAUCAGCCUUCAAAGUAGUUUCCAACCAGGGAUGAAAUUAGAAGUGGCCAACAAGAGCAAUCCGGACACAUACUGGGUGGCUACGAUCAUCACAACGUGUGGACAGCUCUUACUGCUUCGUUACUGUGGCUAUGGAGAUGACCGCAGGGCGGAUUUCUGGUGUGACGUGAUGACGGCGGAUCUUCACCCGGUUGGCUGGUGUACACAGAAUAACAAGGUCCUGAUGCCUCCAGAUGCAAUCAAAGAGAAAUACAUGGACUGGACGGAGUUUCUCAUACACGAUUUGACCGGUGCCCGGACUGCGCCUGCGAAUUUACUGGAAGGCCCUCUGCGAGGAAAAAACCCUGUAGACCUCAUUACAGUUGAUUCCUUAAUAGAGCUGCAGGAUUCCCAGAAUCCCUUUCAGUACUGGAUAGUUAGUGUGGUUGAAAAUGUUGGAGGAAGAUUACGCCUUCGCUAUGUGGGAUUGGAGGAGACUGAAUCCUAUGACCAGUGGUUGUUUUACUUGGAUUGCAGACUUCGACCAGUCGGUUGGUGUCAAGAGAAUAAAUACAGAAUGGACCCACCUGCAGAUAUCUAUUCUCUGAAGACUAUAUCUGAGUGGAAAUGCGCUCUGGAAAAAUCCCUUAAUGAUGCAGCAAAUUUUCCUCUUCCAAUGGAAGUAUUUAAGGACCAUGCUGAUUUGAGAAACCACUUCUUCACUGUGGGGAUGAAGCUGGAGGCAGUGAAUAUGAGGGAGCCAUUUCAUAUCUGUCCUGCAUCAGUGACCAAGGUUUUUAACAAUCAUUAUUUACAAGUGACCAUUGAUGACCUGAGAUCUGAACCCAGCAAAAUCUCAAUGCUUUGCCAUGCGGAUUCCUUAGGGAUCUUGCCAAUACAGUGGUGCCUUAAAAACGGAGUCAAUCUCACACCUCCCAAGGGUUACUCUGGCCAGGACUUUGACUGGGCAGACUACCAGAAGCAGUGUGGAGCGGAGGCAGCGCCUCACCUGUGCUUUAGAAACACAUCCUUCAGCCGUGGCUUUACUAAGAACAUGAAGCUGGAGGCAGUGAACCCCAGGAACCCUGCAGAGAUAUGUGUCGCUUCUAUCACCUCAGUUAAAGGACGAUUAAUGUGGCUUCACCUUGAAGGUUUACAGAUGCCCUCACCAGAGUACAUAGUUGAUGUAGAGUCUAUGGACAUUUUCCCCGUUGGCUGGUGUGAAGCGAACGCUUAUAACCUAACUCCACCACACAAAGCUGUUCUGCGAAGGAAAAGAAGAAUCGCAGUUGUGCAACCAGAAAAGCAGUUACCAUCCACAGUGCCUGUUGAGAAAAUACCUCAUGACCUCUGCCCAGUUCCUCAGCCAGACACAACAGGCACCAUCAAUGGGAGAUACUGCUGCCCCCAGCUCUACAUCAACCACCGCUGCUUCUCAGGUCCAUAUUUAAACAAAGGCAGAAUAGCAGAGCUACCUCAGUCUGUCGGGCCUGGCAAGUGCGUGCUGGUCCUCAAAGAGGUUCUCAGCAUGGUGAUCAAUGCAGCUUACAAGCCAGGGAGUGUUUUACGAGAACUGCAGCUAGUGGAAGACCCUCAGUGGAAUUUCCAAGAGGAAACACUUAAAGCAAAAUACAGAGGGAAGACGUACAGGGCGACUGUUAAGAUUGUGCGGACAUCGGAUCAGGUAGCGGAUUUCUGCAGAAGAGUCUGUGCAAAGUUGGAGUGCUGCCCCAACUUGUUCAGUCCUGUGCUGGUGGCUGAAGUCUGCCCAGAGAACUGCUCUAUUCAUACUAAAACCAAGUACACUUAUUAUUAUGGGAAGAGGAAAAAAAUCAUUAAACCACCAAUUGGAGAAAAUAACAACAUGAAAAGUGGAUAUGUCAAGCCAGCCAGACGUAGAAAAAGGCGGAAAUCCAUCUUUGUGCAGAAGAAAAGGAGAUCAUCAGCUGUUGAUUUGAAUGCUGCAGGCUCUGCAGAGGAGAGCGAAGAUGACGAGCCAGACGCAAUGGAGGAUGAGACGGGGAGCGAGGAAACCAGCUCAGAGCUUCGGGAUGACCAGACAGAUACCUCUUCUGCUGAGGUCCCCUCCGCCAGGCCCCGGCGAGCGGUCACCCUGCGCAGCAGCACUGAGUCGGACAGACCUCCUCCUGCGGAGAGAGCCCGACGGAGCCGGAGGCCACAGCCCCACUCCUAUGGCGAGGCGGAGAAGUGUGCACAAGUCAAGGAAGAAAUUAAGCAAGAAGAGGAAGAAAAGCUCAUCCUGGACAGUAACCCAUUGGAGUGGACCGUGACUGAUGUUGUGAGGUUUAUUAAACUGACCGACUGUGCACCCCUUGCCAAAAUAUUUCAGGAGCAGGACAUCGAUGGCCAAGCCCUUCUGUUGCUGACACUGCCCACAGUGCAAGAAUGCAUGGAGCUGAAACUUGGUCCAGCCAUCAAACUGUGUCACCAGAUCGAGCGAGUAAAAGUUGCUUUCUAUGCACAAUACGCCAACUGACUGCACUUCUCCAUUUCUUUCUGUUCUCCUUCUUGUUCCCUCUCUUUUUUAACAUUGCAGCUUGUUCAAGGUUGUUUGUUUUGGUUUUUUUUUUCCCCCCUACCCCUUAUCUUUUCCAAGAACACGUGGAAUUGGAAGCACUGGGAAUUGAAUCUGUAGGGAAGAAAAAAAUAACCCACAACCGAAAACUAACAACAAAUUGAACUAAUUUUUUUGUACUUGUAAAGCACACUGAAAGACUGCUGGCAUUUCUCCUGUGAGCCUCGCCAACCCGUUACGCAGUGGUGAAGGCCAGCACGGAUCAGAUGGUUUGUCAUUCAUUAAAACAAAGCUACCGAUGGCAGACAUUCCCAAGGAGAAGGGAUGGACAUUUCCAGAUGAUGGUGGUUUGUCUAGGCCAAUUUUUGGACAUGAACAUUUCUUUUAGCCAACUCUGACACACUUCUUUCAUAUUGAAAUAUAAGUGAUCAUUUGUAGCAUUACCUGGGGUUUACUGCAAAUUUGAUCUUAGUGAUCAAUGGGCUUUUUUUCUCCCAUCUGUCUUAGAAAAGGAAAAAAGUGUUAUACCAGUCAUACGCUGUUUGUUAUUCUUGAGUGAUUUAUGAAAGAGGACUCAACUGAUGGUCUCUGUAUGGUAUCAGACAAAGCUGCAGCAAACUGACAGGGGUGCAACAAGACCCUGAGCUGCGCUGGCUGGGCACAAUAAGCUGAAUGUCUCUGUGCCCAGAGCUGUACAGUACUGCCUUCUUGUACAGGAGCAUGCAUGAAAGCUUUCCCAGUCAAGCCCAUGCUCUUAAAUCCAAGUCACUUAAAAGACCUGACUUUGAGCCCCGCAGAGUAAAAACAAAAAGGCUAUUCAGAUGUAAUGAUGAGACUGUUGAGUGAAUGCUGGUUUCAUUUGCACCUUCAUGAACGCUAAGUGGGAAUAAAAAAAGCAUCAAUCUUUCCAAGCUGCAUAUACCAUGGUGCUUUAGACCAGCUGAGGAUCUGGCCCAACACAGUCUAUAUACAGCCCCCAGUUUGUCCCAGUGCCACCCUGGCUAGUGAAACUGAGGGCUUGCUUCAUGCCAAGCAGUGUAAGCACCAGAGAGGGUGAAAAAGGGGGUCAGGCACCUCGAGUUUGCCUCAGUUGUGUUUAUAGAAGUAUUUCCCAUUUGAAGGGAUGUAUGACCCCAUUAGUUCCCAUGUGUUGAGCCUGAAUUUGCUGUAACUCAGCAGAGGCUGGCAGCAUCAAAAUGAUGUAAAAUUUUCCCAAAAGCAAGAACUGGGACCAAGUCUGAAUUUUGCUCUAACUUCAAGGUGCAAGUGAAUCCUUCCUUUAAAAACUGAAUUGAAUGGUUCAUGCUGAGUUUUAGCCCAAUUUCAUAGGAAACCACUGACUUUGGCAGACUUUUGUUCUCAAAUCAUAAACAGACCCCUGUUCUCUGGCCUCAGGGAACUGUUUGGAAAUUGUACACAGCUCUGUUAGAAUGCUGUGAUGCCAAAGCCCACUCAGUGAAGACCUCUUCAAAAAGAAAUGUCAUUUCUAGGCCUAAAUCUGAAGCCAUCGCUUAUGGCCAGAUAACCCUCACCCUCAAGCACAUACCAUAUGGUGAUGGAUCAGUAAUUCUGCUGACCACCGUGUGCCCAGAAGAACCUACAGACUAAACAGCACGCUAUGGCUGCUCCUUUCUCCUUCAGCAGUUUCUUCCUUAAAUUCUUUGGAUUAAGGGGAGAAAACCUCAGAAAUAAAUAUUCUGGACUACAUCAGAAUCUGCCAUAGAGCAUGUGUUACGCAAGAAGUACUGACUCUGUUUGCCAUGCAUCACUGGGGAAUUUCUAGUCUGUCUUUCAGUGAGUUUCCUGAUUUGCCACUGAGGAAUGGGAUGGGUGCAACCACUGCAGGCUGGGCCAGAUCCUGCCAACUCCUGAGACUUCACCAGUAAUUUUCUUACAUGGGAGAUCAGCAGGACUGGAUCUUUUCUCAGCUCUUGUCUUGUACUGACGAUCUUGUUGGUCGAGUUUUAAUCAACUGAAGGGAAAAGUAGUCACCUCUGCAUCAAAUGGUUUUCUUUUGUUUCUCAGAAAUCCAGCAAUAGGGUUCUGUAGUGGUGCAGACAUACAAAAACUGUGGUUUUGACUGGAUUUCCUACUGACAGUAGCAGUGGACUGUGACCAUGCAGCUGGUUUGAUAACUACUUUGGAUCCCUCUUAAAGUCCCGUAAAAAUGUUGCUCCUUGUUUCGUGUCUGAAGACAAAAGGAUUGUGCCCAGCAAAAUGAGAGCACAGCUGAGAGAGAGGGAGGGUGCUUCUCCCAGCUCCUCCUUGCUUCAGCCCAGUCCCUCCGGUGGCUUGUAUAACAUCUGUCAGCAGGAGCUAGCUCCCAAAAGACUGCUGUCAGGAGAACUGGCGUAUGAGGACGUUUCGAGGAAGGAAAGCAGAAUGGCUGUUCGCUAAACAGCAUCCCAGCGCUGAUCCUUUGCUUACCACAUCCACCUUCUCCUGAGCAUCCUUUGCUGCUCUGAUGUUCUUGGAGUUUCUGGGAUUUGUCAGAGACAUUUAACACUUCCUGGGACAUGUUGCAAAAACGUCACGGUUUUCUCCAUCAGCCUUGUAACUGUAGAUAAUUCCUACGGCAGCUAAGUACUCACGGAGGCACGGCUGGGGAGCAGACAGCUGCAGUCUCUGAGAGCAACCAGCUCUGAUGUUGGCCAAGCAGGGGAUGGGUGAAGCAUUGAGCCCAGCACAUGGGAGUCCUUACUGAUUGUUCAGGGAAGUUAAAACGUAUUUAAAACUCACCUAUUAAAACAACAACAACAAAAAAGAGUUUUAAUUUUAUCUUGCGCCGGCUCUUUCAUUUUCUCAGGUUUCUAUCUCCUCACCAUUUGUCUUUCAAUUUUUGUCUCAUUUAUCACUCUGUCCUUUCAGAGAGGAUAAUAUCCUAAAAUUACCUUGGGUGGUAAAUGCUUUGUUAUUUCUUCUAGUCUGUAGGUUGGAAAGAAAUAGGGGAUUGGGCUACAGUUAUCUGUUGCACUGAUUGCCUUCCAGAAAAGCUGGAGCUGAACUUCUUAGGCAGUUUCUUAAGAAAGUAGAAAACAGUGUGUAGUUCAACUGGACAGUAUGCCUGGAUUGUCACUUGGAGCUUGAGCAGAGAUCAGAAGGAACUACUUACUCUUGCUUGGACUUUGUUUCAAUUCUGGAACAUUAGUAAGGCUUUGGAGUAAUGCAUCUCAAAGGAGAUGUCAGAAACCUGAUCUUGCUAGGGUGAAACAUUACUUUACUUCGCAAUGCAGAGGCAUAAACCACUGGAAGUUUUUUUUUUUUUUGGUCCAGCCCUGGUUCUGGAUUAAAUUCAGAGAUGGUGCAACAUCAUAGAUACACUGAUGACAUUGGUGAAACCACAUCUUUUCCCCUCCCUGUUCUGUAUUUGGCAUCUAGGCCUGAAGUUUAUUGUGCUACCAGCUACAAAAAUGCCACCUGUGUGAAGUGCUGAGCUCAUGAUUAUCCAAGACCAUAACCAAGAGCUGAGGAGCAACCCUGCUCUUGCUUUUGGGCUUUUGGAUGCUGAAUUCAGCAUAUUCACACAGACCACUUUGCUCUCACAAGAAGGGUGUGCAGGCACCUGCCACUGGCCUCUCUUCAGGCAUAGGACUAAGGAUGGGCAUUUCUGGAGAAAAAAACAGGGGGCUGGAGGGUGUGUGGUACCUGCCCAUCUUCAUCUGUGCUGGCUUCUUUGAGCUUGCAUUCAGGUUGAACAGAUCCAUGGGCAGGUCCCUGCUCCCUUCCCAACCCCCUCAGCGCUUACCUUGGCAGAAUCAACCAAUUCCCAGUCUACAGGCCAAAAGCACGCAUCUCUGAAAUUAGAUUAAAGCGCUAACAUAGGGGAAUGUCCAUGAUUCCCUGGUGGUUGUCCUGCCUUCCUCCUGUUGUCAUGGAUGUUCCUCUCUCACCUUGAGAAAAAAUGCUGUCUGUGGUUUCAGAGCUCUUCUUCCCUUUCCAGCUCAAAACCACAGCUCUCAUCCACACUCUUUUUUUUUUUUUUUUUUUUCCCUCAACACCAUGACAACCAAAACGUGGCUUUUUCUACCUCUCAGAGGCAUUAUGGCCUCUCAGAAGGAUUUCAAGGUCUCCAGCUCCAUGGUGUUAACCAUAUGCAAUAGCCCUUGAUAGUUUGAUCCUACAGGGUGCAGAAAACCUCCUGGAGAUGCCCUAGGAUGCCCUCAGUAACCACUGAAAUCAGGGCAAAUGGUUACACACCCUGUCCUUAGUGAAGCAUCUGGCAGAUGCACGUCCUAGCUGAGAUGGCCUGAUCCACGCUGUCAGAGGUAUUUGACUGUCUGCUAGGAUUUACAAAGAUUCUCAGUAAGUUAGACACCUAAAACCCAUUAAUGUUUCACUCUGGGUAAACAGCUAAUUUGCCUUAAACUGGAAAGUCACCAUUCCUUGGCUUUAACGUUCAACCUUUUGCAGUCCCCAGUCACGCGGUGUGGAACAAACACCAUCUCAGCUUUCUGAAGGCCGGCCAGACACUGUUGGGCUGUCAUAAUCAACUUUUGGUCACCUGAAAAGCCUGCCUUGGGCUUUUCAGGGCACAAAACUGAAUUUGGCAGAGCUGCAGUGCCAUCCCAAAUGUUUUAGAAACUCGGUGCCAUCAGGGCACUUCAAAUACUUUUUUGCUUUUCUGCUGCGGUGUGUCUGGAAAAUGAUGAACUCAGACUGUUCCUCCCAUUUCCAAAUUCAAGUGCCAAAAGAGAAGAACAUGCUGCAACUGAACACCAUUAAAACCAGCUUUAUUAUAUGUGGAUAAAUAAGUCUCAAGGGCUCCAGUUUGGUGCUAAGAUAUGUCAAGCUGUAUUUUCCAUUGCUUGGGAUUACAGAGCUGAUUCCCUGCUCCAGGAAAUACUUUCUGUAACCAGCAACAUCUUAAGCAUUAGGAUUUUCUUUCUUUUUUUUUUUUACUUGUGGCUGUAUAUUUUUUAACUCAGAUGAUACACUCAACAAAUAACCCCUUCCCCAUCAUGUGAGUUUUGGAGAAGUUUUAUACAGUGUGUAUAUAUAUGUAAAAAUUCUUUUGAAAUGUGGGUGCAUGUAUGCUUUUCUCUCAAUAAUACUCUUCAUCACAUCAGCUGACCCAGAAUCAGUUACUCAGAAUUUGAUCCAGAAGUAACCAAGGUUAGUGGAAGGGCCCUCAUGGAUGUGCGGGCUGUGGGACCAGAUCUUCACCACAUCACUUAGAAGACAAAAAGUGUGCAGUUAAUUAACGUAAAAUUUAAACCUCUUCUUCUCCUAGCAGGCAGAAAUCCAGUUGAAAUCUGCCAGGCCUAACAAGUCCUGUGUCCUCAGGUGCUCAUGAGCUCACAGUAAAGAAGCAGAAAUAAUUAAUACUCUUAUUCUUUGGUACAAUACUCCAGCAAGAAGUGCAAAUGAUCUUAAUGGCUGCAUUUAGAAUCCAAGCAAGUCAUCACAAGAUGAGAGUUUUUCAGCCCCGUAGGCCUUUACAUGUCAGCCAUCCUGCAGAAGAAGAGUGGUUUUGCAGUGAUUUUUGUGCCAUGCACUGAAAUUCCCUUGCAGAAGAAGACACGUGAACUGCACAGAACCAACAUGGGUCAUAGUUUCAAAUACUCGUGGCCUUUCUUUUGGUUUAGUCUUUCAUGUUAAUUCUUACCUUGAAAAAAAAUUCAUGUUCCUGAUUUAAAACUCCAGCCUCUGUAAUGGCCCAUGGAACAUCAUGCAAAAUACAUUUUUGCAUUCGAAAUACAUUUUUGUCCGUUGUCACACUACAGAUGAGCGUGGGGAUGUUCUGUUGACAGGCAGUUAGGCCAGGUGAGAUGAGGAGAUCUUGCUUCAACACCUUGUUGAAGGAGCCAUCUGUACAGCCUGAAGGGCAGAUGUUCCCCACAGCUCAGUGGUGAGGGACAGAUGUUUCCAGUGAUGCUAUUGCUGAAUAGGUCAUGUAGCCCGAGUAGCCUUUUGCAGCAGGUCAGUUGCCAUGUGACUACCUACCUACAGAUAUUCUUGGUCUUGAUGACUGCCAAGGAUGUGGGAGAGGGGAGGGAGGCUUUCGGAGAAAGGAGAGAGGUUGGAGUUCUGGGCUUGAAAUAUCUUUGUGGAGAAGGACUUCUCACAACAGGGAAGCACAGCUACAGUCCAUGGGCAUCAUUCCUGAAGGCUUCUCAGUCUUUUUCACAGCAAAGGUGCUUUAAGGGCUAACCUGGGGAUAGGGAGGAAGGAAAAAAAGGCAGCAAAAGGUACCAGUCAGAGCUACCAUGCUGAAAGGUUCAUACGUUGUUUUCCCAGUGGAGAUACAGAGAUUUGGCCCAAGUGGCUCUAGGCUCCUUGGCUGGAUAGUAGGGAAAAAUCACGCUUUCUUCCUCGUACCCAGCUCCUGGCAUCUUCUGGAUUUGGCGACUGAAGAACCUCCUCUUGCACCUUUCAGACCUCCAUAGGAAAUGUCAGGGGCUAAAAUUUGAGCUCAUGCCCAUCGAAAAAGGUGACAUUGCCCUGAGUUCAGGUUGUGGGUCUACAAAACACUCUUGUGUUACGAUGUGACAGGACAAAAACGAUCACUCCCAAGUUACCCCACCUGCCUGUUGCUGCUCCAGUCUCACCGGAGAUAAUGGACAUUAUAUCUGCUUAUAAAUGUGUGCAUUAAAUUCCCCAAUCCCUGUUCUGCCAGACCUGGUCAGGAUGUGCUGACAUGUGCAGUUAUUCCAGCAGCCUUCACCUUGAGGGACCUGCUUGCUAGAAAGCACUCACUUGGGGAACAACGUCAUGGCAGUUUCACGUACACAGGCAGGGAUGUUAAGUACAGCCAGGCAUUUGCUGCACUAUGGUCCCGCAAACGUGGAAGUGUCAAGUGCAGGCUUUGAAGGGAACUGAGUCUUCUUACGUACCGUGGUAGGACAAGGCAAAGACUUAAACCCUCCUGUCUCUUGUGGAACAAGAGAAAUUAGCUCUACAGCCAGCAGUUAUAGUCCAUCCGUGGUGAUGCACAUUGGAAAACUUUUGAAUUGUUUUGCAUUCCGGUUUGUACUGAAGAUUUGAUUCAAACUUUGUGUAUAUAAUCCCUUUGGUGUGUUACAAAUAUAUAUGUGUGUGUGUGUGUGUGUGUGUGUGUAUAUAUAUGUAUAUAUGUGUGUGUGUGUGUGUGUGUGUGUAUGUGUAUAUAUAUACAUAUAAAUCAAUCGAUGCUGGUGUUUUUAAUUUUCACAGGGAAAAGGGCAUGUUUAAGUUUGCUGUAAGAUUCUAUUCUGUAUAUAUGUUUUCAUGUAAAUAAGUGAAAAUCUAUAUUCAGAGUUAUAUUUUAAUUUUUAUUCCAGAUGAAAAAAAUUCCCUUUUUACUUGAAACAAUUGUAAGCCACGUUGUUAAUAAAGUAACAAUAAAUCA